This is a messenger RNA of Stylophora pistillata, 681 nucleotides long. RefSeq lists its product as uncharacterized. NCBI's taxonomy places the organism in Eukaryota, Metazoa, Cnidaria, Anthozoa, Scleractinia, Pocilloporidae. The record is from RefSeq and is a predicted model, not a curated record.
AAAAUAUCUUAUGCGAGCGCUUUGGACACGCUUCCUUUGUUUUGAAUGUCUAAAGCUUUAAUUAUCCAGUGUAAUCCCACAAAAGACAGUAAAAAAAAAAACAGGAAAGGUUAAAGGGUCAUCCAAGGGAUCAACUUUUGUUUAAGAAGUGUAAAGGACGCGGGUCAAACGGGCAAAAUGGUUUACUGUUUUGCUCCUACAUGUGGCCAUUCGUCGGAGGGCAACACUUGCAAGUUCUUCGCUUUUCCAAGCGCUACAAAGCAGAACGACGAGUACAAGAGAUGGAUUCGACUCAUAAGAAGAGAAGAUCGAGAGCCCAGCAAGUACUCAAGAGUAUGUAGCUGCCAUUUUAGGAAUGGUCAGAAAGCCAAUGGUCCUGAAGUGUUUGAACGCAAUAAGCAUAAGUUAUUUACUGAACAAAGGGGUCCACCGCCGAAGAAAAUAAAGAAUACUGAAUCAAAGGUAGAGUCUCUUUCACAGAUGAUAGAAUUUGCCCGAAAAAAUGAACAGCCAUUAGUAGCUGACACAGAAGAAAACCUGCAAACAACACAGGAGAUUAUCCUGGAAGCAGAGCUUGACUUUGCCAACAGGGAGCUAAAGGAACUUAACCAAACUGUCCAGUAUAAGAGGAACAAGUACACUGUGUCUGCGCUUGAGGGAGAUGCUGAAGUCCUGGCAUAG